UUGAUUUUUUUCGGAAGUUGUAGUGCUGGCGCUGCAACUGCGUGUUAAACGGAACAGAGCAAAGUAUUAGAUUUACAGUAAUCCCAUUCAACGCUAAUUAGAGAUUAGUGCCGUAGACGGAAGUGUGUGUGCAGCUGAAGAGUUGAAGUUGUCGUCUUUACUCUGGUGAAGCGAUGAUGAAUGCGUUCAUAAUUCCGCUGUAUCUGUGGUGUGUGUGUGGACUGUACGUGCAUUGUCGAUCUCCUCCUAAUGUGGUUUUUAUACUGGCUGAUGAUAUGGGCUUUCAUGAUGUGGGUUAUCACGGAUCUGAGAUUAAAACCCCUGUAUUGGACCGUCUCAGCGCUGCAGGGGUCCGACUGGAGAACUACUAUGUCCAACCACUGUGUACUCCAUCCAGGAACCAGCUACUGACAGGAAGAUACCAAAUCCACACGGGUAUGCAACAUCAAAUUAUAUGGCCGUGUCAGCCAUACUGUGUUCCUCUGGAUGAGAAGCUGCUGCCAGAACUGAUGGUGGAGGCUGGUUACUCCACCCACAUGGUGGGCAAGUGGCACCUGGGCAUGUACCGGAGGGAGUGUCUGCCCACCCGCAGAGGCUUCCAGUCCUACUUCGGUUAUUUGACAGGAUCAGAGGAUUAUUACACUCAUGAGCGCUGUAGCUUCAUCACACCACUGAAUGUCACACGCUGUGCUCUGGACCUUCGGGACGGCGAGGAAACAGCACGGAUGUACAACAAACUGUAUUCUACUGAACUCUUCACACACCGAGCAGUCAACAUCAUACUCAAGCACAACACACAGAAGCCUCUGUUCCUGUACAUAGCUCUGCAGGCGGUUCACGCUCCAUUACAGGUGCCUGAGCGCUACACCAAACCUUAUAGCUUUAUUAAAGACCUUUCACGCAGGAAUUAUUCAGGAAUGGUAUCUGCUAUGGAUGAAUCCGUAGGGAACAUCACUAGGGCACUACAGGAUGCAGGCAUUUGGAACAACACCAUCCUCAUCUUCUCUACAGACAACGGGGGUCAGACGAUGUUUGGAGGAAGUAAUUGGCCCUUGCGUGGCAGAAAGUGGUCUCUCUGGGAGGGAGGAGUCAGGGGUGUGGCCUUCGUCACUGGACCACUGGUGGAGCAGCCGGGUACUGUGAGCCGAGAACUUAUACAUGUCUCUGACUGGCUGCCCACAAUAGUGGGUGUUGCUGGAGCAUCAACCAACGGGACAAAGCCGUUAGAUGGUUUUAAUGUGUGGGACACUAUCAGCAAAGGAAAAGCCUCUCCAAGACAGGAAUUGUUACACAACAUCGAUCCACUUUACGUUGACGUUGCUCCAUGUCCAGGAAAUGCUUUAGGAUCUGAAAAGGAAAUGCUCGACUCCCUAAUGAAGGACUCAUUAAGGAGAAACUCAUUAAGAACAGGGUCUGUCUCUGUGCCACACUUUAAUGUCUCCAUGCAUGCUGCUAUUCGCUUCAAGAAUUGGAAGCUUCUGACUGGAUAUCCUGGUUGUCCUGUGUGGUUCCCUCGUCCAGGUGAGAGGGAAGGUGGAGUCACAGAUGAAACUCCUCCCCUUAAGCAGGUGAUGCUGUUUGACAUCGACGCCGAUCCUCAAGAGAGAAAUGAAAUUUCCCAUCAGCGACCAGAAAUUGUGAACUUUCUUCUAAGGCGGUUAGAGCAACUGCAGAAGGGGGCAAAGCCUAUCAACUUUCCCCCUGAUGACCCCCACUGUGACCCCCAACAGACUGGUGCCUGGGGGCCAUGGCAGUGAUCUUUGACUGCAACUACAAUUAAUUUUUCAUAAAAUAAUAAUAAUAAUAAUAAUUCAUUCAUUCAUUCAUUCAUCUUCUACCGCUUAUCCGAACUACCUCGGGUCACGGGGAGCCUGUGCCUAUCUCAGGCGUCAUCGGGCAUCAAGGCAGGAUACACCCUGGACAGAGUGCCAACCCAUCGCAGGGCACACACACACUCUCAUUCACUCACGCAAUCACACACUAGGGACAAUUUUCCAGAGAUGCCAAUCAACCUACCAUGCAUUUCUUUGGAACGGGGAGGAAACCGGAGUACCCAGAGGAAACCCCCGAGGCACGAGGAGAACAUGCAAACUCCACACACACAAGGCGGAGGCGGGAAUUGAACCCCAAUUAUUAUUAUUUUAUGAAAAAUUAAUUGUAGUUACAAAUAAAAUAAAUAUGUAUUAAGGCAACACCAAAUAAAAGUCAUUAAAUCUGUGAUGAUUCAUAUAGAUAAAGAAUUGUGACUGAUUUAAAGGUGGGGUUUGAAAGCCAAUGUUGACAUUUGAAAUCACCAAAACAAUCACGCCCCUAACCCAAAUGGGUCCCAUCACUGUUUUGAUAACUCCGCCCCACACAUACACCAGACAAGUACAAACCAAGUAUAACCCAGACAAGUAUUAUGGCGGAACCUGUUGGGGCAGCUGACCGAGGGUAUAUUUUUAACAAUAAAUGAACUCAGUGAGUAAUACUAUGGUAAUACAAAUGUGUUUUUGUAGUACUGUGUGUUGUACCGUGAAAGGUUUAGCUCCGUUUCACGUGGAAGACGUUCAGUUCUCUCCAGCACUGGAAAGAUGAUCCUAUAUUACACGGGUCCUGCUUCUUGCCUUAUCGUAAGCCUUUCUUCGCUUUCUUUCUUUGUGUUUAUCCGCCAUGUCAAUGUUUCAAUCGCUUUCUGCUAAUGUCACAUAUGCGCACUGAACACUCUCUCCGCCCAUAUUGACAAGACCCGCCCCUUUCUGCUCAUUGGCUACAUGUUAGUUUUGUUUUUGUUUUGUUUGGCGGCCCAACGCAGUUUUCUAAAAGCAUUUCUCAAACAACGGAGACCCCAUUUUUAAUGAUGAUAAUUUGAGUUAUUUAUGAAGAUAGGUGGGGUUAUGGAAGCGAUAAGUGAGGAUAGCGAGGAAGAAAACUUUAAAUGAUAAGUGAUAUCUCCAAAUGAUUCCUGUCAUGUUUCAUCAGAAUGAUGUAAUGAUGAUUCAUUUAGAGAAAAUCUGAAUCAAUAAAGAGUCAUCUAUCCAUA
Molecule: messenger RNA, 3022 nt
Organism: Tachysurus vachellii
Lineage: Eukaryota; Metazoa; Chordata; Actinopteri; Siluriformes; Bagridae
Product: arylsulfatase B
Exons: 8
Coding region: 174-1757 (527 amino acids)
Source: RefSeq, a predicted model, not a curated record